Labrus mixtus (cuckoo wrasse) is the source of this 797-nucleotide messenger RNA. RefSeq names its product matrix Gla protein (gene mgp). Gene Ontology annotation, molecular function: calcium ion binding. The record is from RefSeq and is a predicted model, not a curated record. Bases 80 to 439 code for a protein of 119 amino acids. NCBI's taxonomy places the organism in Eukaryota, Metazoa, Chordata, Actinopteri, Labriformes, Labridae. The transcript is spliced from 5 exons. Gene Ontology annotation, cellular component: extracellular region.
GAAAUAUUCCUCUGGAGAUAUUUGAAACUUCUCACUGCGUAAUAAUCUGUAAACGACAGGCAGAUAAACACGGCCCAGGAUGAGGAGCCUUCUUCAGUUUGUGGCAGUGUGUGCCGCGGUCUCUCUCUGCGCCUGCUACGACUCUCAUGAAAGCACAGAAUCCAUUGAAGAUGUCUUUGUGCCUCCAAACCGAGCCAACUCCUUCAUCACGCCGUCGAGAGGCAACGCACACACCCCCCUGAGAGGGAACAACUUCAACUAUUACAACAUGAGGAGGACGAUAAAGUCCCCGGCAGAGAGGCGUGCAGAGACCUGCGAGGACUACGCCCCCUGUCGCUUCUACGCUUACCACAACGGCUUCCAGCAGGCCUACCAGAGGUUCUUCGGCGCCCGAACUCAGCCCCAGCCUGCGAGACCGGCGGUGACUCGUCGCUACUAAACAUCAGCUGUCUGUCAAACACACAGUCGUCAUUAUCGUCAUUUUUUCCACAUGUCAUAACUUUUGUGUAAUGAAUCGAUGUUUUUGUGGCCUGAAACAGGUUUUUAUAUCAACGGAAGGCGUCCAUCUUGGCUCAGGCGUUGCAGCCUUUUUUACUACAGAUGUAGAAGUUCAUGUUCCAUCCUUUGUGUAUUCUCAGGAUAACUUUUAUCCACUAUUAUCACACCUUCAGAGCAGUAAUGAGCUUUAUUUUCUGUGUGUUUGCUCACUCUCCACUAUCUCAUAUUAUCCAUUUAUUUAUCGGAUUGUUUCCUUUGCUUUGAAUGAAUAAAAUAUCCCUUCAUUGGGUUUGUCUUUA